Molecule: messenger RNA, 1952 nt
Organism: Gambusia affinis (western mosquitofish)
Lineage: Eukaryota; Metazoa; Chordata; Actinopteri; Cyprinodontiformes; Poeciliidae
Product: cholesterol side-chain cleavage enzyme, mitochondrial
Exons: 9
Coding region: 114-1667 (517 amino acids)
Biological process (GO): glucocorticoid biosynthetic process; cellular response to peptide hormone stimulus; cortisol metabolic process
Cellular component (GO): mitochondrial inner membrane
Molecular function (GO): oxidoreductase activity, acting on paired donors, with incorporation or reduction of molecular oxygen; iron ion binding; heme binding
Source: RefSeq, a predicted model, not a curated record
CAGUACAAAAAGGAGGGCUGACUUUGUGGACCAGCCUCCUGCAGCCUUGUUUGAGAGGGAGGAAGCAAGUGAGCCAGAGAAGCUGUUGGUAUUGUGAGUGAUUUGUUGCUGAGAUGGCCAGGUUGAGUAUGUGGCGGAGCACCGUGGCGCUGCCCCUGUCCUGCAUGGAGGAACCGGUUGCCUCUGGCAUUCGCAGGAGCAGCAGCAUGCCGGUGAUUCGGCAGGCGUACCCAGAGAGCAGCAGCAUCAUCCGGCCGUUCAGUGAGAUUCCUGGACUCUGGAAGAAUGGGGUGGUUAACCUGUACAACUUCUGGAAGCUGGAUGGCUUUAGAAAUCUUCACCGUAUCAUGCUGCAGAACUUCAACACAUUUGGACCCAUUUACAGGGAGAAAAUAGGUUAUUAUGAAAGUGUAAAUAUCAUCAAACCAGAGGAUGCUGCAAUUCUCUUUAAAGCAGAGGGCCAUUAUCCUAAAAGGCUGAAAGUUGAAGCAUGGACGUCAUACAGAGACUACAGGAACCGCAAAUAUGGGGUUCUCCUAAAGAACGGUGAAGACUGGAGAAACAACCGUGUGAUUCUUAACAAGGAGGUGAUUUCCCUGAAGAUGCUGGAAAACUUUGUGCCACUGCUGGACGACGUGGGCCAGGAUUUUGUGGCCAGAGUUCACAAAAAAAUUAAACGAAGUGGCCAGAACAAAUGGACCACAGACUUGUCUCAAGAACUUUUCAAAUACGCUCUAGAGUCGGUGAGCUCAGUGCUGUAUGGGGAGCGGCUGGGCCUGAUGCUGGACUACAUUGACCCUGAAGCUCAGCACUUUAUAGACUGCAUCACACUCAUGUUCAAGACCACUUCCCCCAUGCUGUACAUUCCUCCUGCUCUGCUGAGGCAGGUCGGAGCAAAGGUGUGGCGGGACCACGUGGAGGCGUGGGAUGGAAUAUUUAACCAAGCUGACCGCUGCAUCCAGAACAUCUAUAGGCAGCUGCGUCAGGAAACAGGAACAUCCAAGGAAUACCCAGGAGUGUUGGCCAGUUUGCUUCUGUUGGACAAGCUGUCCAUUGAAGACAUCAAGGCCAGUGUGACUGAACUAAUGGCUGGAGGAGUGGACACUACUUCCAUAACGCUUCUGUGGACGCUGUAUGAAUUAGCCAGACACCCAAACCUCCAGGAGGAGCUGAGGGAAGAGGUUGCUGCGGCUCGGACUGCAAGCCAGGGGGACAUGCUGGACAUGCUGAAGAGGAUUCCUUUGGUCAAAGGUGCUCUUAAAGAAACACUCAGGUUGCAUCCAGUUGCAGUAAGCCUGCAAAGAUACAUAGCUGAAGACAUAAUUAUUCAAAACUAUCACAUCCCAGCUGGGACUUUGGUCCAGUUAGGGCUUUAUGCGAUGGGCAGGGAUCCCAAGGUGUUCUUCCGUCCGGAGCAGUACCUUCCGUCUCGCUGGCUGAGGACUGAGACGCAGUACUUCAGAAGUCUGGGCUUCGGUUUUGGUCCCCGUCAGUGUCUGGGACGCAGGAUAGCUGAGACGGAGAUGCAGAUCUUUCUUAUCCAUAUGCUUGAAAACUUCCGAUUUGAGAAGCAGCGCAAUGUGGAAGUACAGAGUAUGUUUGAGCUCAUUCUCGUGCCAGAUAAGCCUAUAAUAUUAACUCUGAAACCUUUGCAAGUCAGUCAGUAAGGGAUUUAGGAAAUUUCUGAUGCAUGUGAAGCUGUUCUCUUUUCAAUAGCCCCUUUUAUGGGCUUCCAAAAGUAUUGCAGUCUUAAACAUCUUAAAUUCCUUAUGAAAAAGAUAAAAAUGUGACCUCAGAGGUUUAGUAGUCAUAUUUGUUGUACAUAGCUUAGUAAAUACUUUGAUUUAACAGUGGAUUAUUGGUCUGUGUAAACAAAACUGGAUUCCGUCUCAUUCCUGUAAUAUAUUUAUGUAUAUUUGUUCAAACUGAUAAGGAAUAAAUAGCAAAACUGA